This is a messenger RNA of Rotaria sp. Silwood2, 1563 nucleotides long. The record is from the annotation of a GenBank genome assembly. NCBI's taxonomy places the organism in Eukaryota, Metazoa, Rotifera, Eurotatoria, Philodinida, Philodinidae.
AUGUUUUAUAUUAAAAUACUUUUAGAAUAUCAAAGUUCGAAAGUUAAUCAAUGUCAAGGAUCAAUAUUCUCUAAUUUAACCAAUGUAUUUCGACGUAUUAGAACCUAUUUUCAUAGUAAAUCUUCACCAUCUACUAUUUCAUCUUCUUCAUCAUCAACAUCUUACUUUACAUUUGUGCUUUGGUCUUUAAUAGCUAUCAAAGUUUAUCAAUUUUAUCAAUAUCUUAUACCAAUCUCAAUUUUUAUAAUUAUUUAUAAAAUUAUUAAAUAUUUUCUACUCUAUACAUAUUCUUAUUUAAGUCGACAAACACGUACAAAAUAUAUUAUUCAGCGAAUUAUUCGUUUCUGGAAAAUUAGACGUGAUGUUUUAACACCACCGUUAUUACAAAGUAUUAUUCGUUUUUUUAUAAAGGGUGAUAAAAAGCUUAAUCAUAGUUUACAAGAAUCAAUUGAUUAUCUUGUUAGUGCAUGUAUGAUUGUUACAUUAUUUGUUCUUAUUCUUUUUGGUAGUACAUUACUUAUUAUACAGAUCCAUGAUGAAAGUAUACAUAUGAUUAAAUUAACAAGUAAUCUUGUUAAUGAAACACAAGUGCUACAACAUAUGUUACCUGAUAAAGAGCAUAUGAGUUAUAUAAUGGAUAGAGGUCUUAAUAAAUUGUAUAUUUUCGGAAGAAAUUGGAUAACUAAACAGAUUGCAAAAGUUCAACCACCUCGUGUUGAAAUAAAAUGUUGUCUUCCAAUAAAUGUCAUUACAAAUGAAUCACUCUAUGUAAGUACAUUAGGUCAAGAUAAUUUAUCGAAUAAAAAACUUGAAGAACAAAUCUUACACUUAUGGGAUCGUCUUUAUACAUAUAUAACAAAUACAUCAACAUUAUUUAUUACACAUAAAAAUUCUAAUAGAAUAUUAUAUUCAUCAUCAAAUCAAAAUUUUCGUUUAUUGAAUUUUUUAACAUAUAUACAAACAAAUUUUGAUUUUCAUAUAAAUGAUCUUUAUCAUUUAAUACGGGAUAAUCUUGAUUUAUUACGCACUAUUCUUGAUUCAGUUUGGUCAAAUGUUUCAAUUAUUUUAACAUUAAUUUCAACAAUUAUUUCAUUAUUAUUUACGGGUGGUUUUGCUUUAUUGAAUUUUUUUGUUUCAUUUAUUGUUUUUGUUACUUUACUAUUCUAUCUUCUAUCACAUUCAGAUCAACCAAUAUAUCAACCAACAAUAUGGCUUAAUAAUACGUUAGCAAUAGGUGGUUCAGGUUUAGGUAAAGCAGUUAAUGAUGUUGUAACAAGUGUUUUUAUUGCUUCAUUAAAAAUUGCAACUUUUUAUGGACUUUAUACAUAUGUAUUACAUACUUUACUUGCUUCAAAUUUUGUUUUUUUACCUGCUGUUAUUGCAUCAAUAUGUGCUGUUACUUUACAGUCAUAUUGGGCAGCAUUACCCGGUUGUCUUGAUCUAUGGCUUGUACAACAACGUCCAUUAAGUGCCUUUAUAUUAUUAUUUGCUCAAAUUGCACCUGUUUAUAUUGUUGAUACAGCUAUUUAUAGUGAAGUUAAAGGUGGAGGACAUCAGGUAUAA